Helicoverpa armigera (cotton bollworm) is the source of this 3780-nucleotide messenger RNA. It is a transcript of the gene nAChRa4, whose product is annotated as nicotinic Acetylcholine Receptor alpha4. Gene Ontology annotation, biological process: nervous system process; monoatomic ion transmembrane transport; chemical synaptic transmission. The record is from RefSeq and is a predicted model, not a curated record. The transcript is spliced from 10 exons. Gene Ontology annotation, molecular function: acetylcholine-gated monoatomic cation-selective channel activity; transmembrane signaling receptor activity. The coding region runs from base 89 to 1840 and encodes 583 amino acids. Gene Ontology annotation, cellular component: plasma membrane; postsynaptic membrane; synapse. NCBI's taxonomy places the organism in Eukaryota, Metazoa, Arthropoda, Insecta, Lepidoptera, Noctuidae.
GGGGCGCGCAGGCGGCAGUCAGCGCCGCGCCGCGCCCGGGCCACCCGGCCCCGUACCGAGCUUACGUAACGAUGCCCGCGCCGAGCUGAUGGCCGCGAUCGUGUGGUGGCUGGCGGCCACCUGCCUGCUGCGCGCCGCCACCGCCGGCAACCCCGACGCCAAGCGGCUCUACGAUGACCUCCUCUCCAACUACAACAAGCUCGUGCGCCCCGUCGUCAACACCACCGACGUGCUGCGAGUCUGCAUCAAACUCAAGCUCAGUCAACUCAUUGACGUCAAUCUGAAGAACCAGAUAAUGACGACGAACUUGUGGGUGGAGCAGUCGUGGUAUGACUACAAGCUGCGCUGGGAGCCGCGCGAGUACGGUGGCGUGCAUAUGCUCCACGUGCCCUCAGACCACAUCUGGAGGCCCGACAUCGUGCUCUAUAACAACGCCGACGGCAACUACGAGGUGACGCUGAUGACCAAGGCCACCGUCUACUACAACGGAAUGGUGGUGUGGCAGCCGCCCGCCGUCUAUAAGUCCUCGUGCUCGAUCGACGUCGAGUUCUUUCCUUACGACGUGCAAACCUGUGUGCUUAAGUUAGGCAGCUGGACGUAUGACGGCUUCAAGGUCGACCUGAGGCAUAUGGAUGAGCAGGCGGGGAGCAAUGUGGUGUCCGUCGGCGUGGAUCUGUCCGAGUUCUAUAUGUCCGUCGAGUGGGACAUACUUGAAGUGCCGGCUGUAAGGAACGAGAAAUUCUACACGUGCUGCGACGAGCCGUACCUGGACAUCACCUUCAAUAUCACCAUGAGGAGAAAGACCCUGUUCUAUACUGUGAACAUCAUCAUACCUUGUAUGGGGAUCUCCUUUCUCACCGUCCUUACGUUUUACCUGCCUUCUGAUAGUGGAGAGAAGGUAACCCUAUCGAUCUCAAUAUUGAUUAGUCUCCACGUGUUCUUCCUGCUGGUCGUCGAGAUCAUCCCCCCAACGUCACUGGUUGUGCCUCUGCUGGGAAAGUACCUCAUAUUCGCCAUGAUCCUCGUGUCCAUCAGUAUAUGUGUGACGGUAGUGGUCCUAAACGUCCACUUCCGGUCGCCGCAGACCCACCGGAUGGCGCCUUGGGUGAAGCGAGUUUUCAUUCACAUCCUGCCACGACUACUCUUCAUGAAGCGACCGCAGUACAAGUUUGACACAACAAGUAUCGGGUACCACAGAUCCCGGUACACAGCGUGCGGCGUGGUGGUGCGCUGCGGCGGUACCGCGCGGCCGCUGUACCCGUACCGCCUCGCCGCCGCAGAUGACGACUGCUGCGCGCCCGGGGCCUGGCCCCCGCCUGCCGCGCCGCCUCCGAGGCCUCUGACAAGGACGCCUAGUAAAGAGGACCUCACACACACUACCUACCUCAAUUCAGGGAUGGGUGACAGUAAUAGAUUCGGCGGCAGCUGCCUAGUGCACGGGUCGAGUGAAGGCGGCGCGGGGCCCGGCGGGGGCCUAGCUGGAGGCCUGGCGGGGAACCUGGGCGCCGAGGACGAGACGCUCAGUCCCGUGCCCGACCCGCCGCCAGGCUUCAGUCACUCCUCCUGUCCGCCAGAAGUGCACAAAACUUGCUUCUGUGUUCGUUUCAUUGCAGAGCAUACGAGGAUGCUCGAAGAUUCUACUAAGGUAAAAGAGGAUUGGAAAUACGUAGCGAUGGUGCUUGACCGUCUAUUCCUGUGGAUCUUCACGCUAGCUGUGUUAGUGGGUACCGCCGGUAUCAUCCUGCAGGCGCCCACGCUCUAUGACGACCGAGUGCCCAUAGACAAGCACUUCAACCAGUAUGCUACCUCGUCGCUAGUGCGGUGUCCACCACCCUCGUAAUGUGGAACACUUGACGUCACAUGCUUACAGAACUAUGACGUCAGUACUUACGCUCAAAAACUAUCAAAUAACACAUACUUUUACAGAACUUCCUAAUGUAAUAUUGUCUGAAUAGGAUAAUGAACUGACUGACGUCAUACUUACUAUAAGUGUGUCUCAUAGUAUGGUUAUUCAAUAAUUAUAAAGCAACGGUGUCUUUAAAGGUGCAGUGAUUUGUUUGGGAAAAUCGGUUACCUAUAUGGAAAUAAUAAAAGGACUAAAAGAAUGCCAUUUACUAGAAUUUUUUGCAGUUUAAUUAUAGCGAUUUUCGUGAACAAGUUACGGUUAGGCCGCUGAACAGAUUGCGUCGCCGUUGCAUUACAAGACCCAACGCACACCCGUCCCGCCCGGAACGUGUUCUAUUCCACGACACGUAACUAUAUCUGUCUGCUUAACUUUACGUAUUAAUCAUAAGUACUUUCAUAUCUCUUCAUAAUAUCUACUCUUGCACAUAACAUUAGUAUUAGCACAUAUCCAUACUCAUUCAAUGUGUUCUCCCACGCAAAAGUUCGAGGGUAUAUCAGAUUGCAUACUACGUCUUACGUGACAAUAAAAUGUAGCAAUUCUUUCCUAUGAUUAUAUCUACUAGCAUUGUAGCAUCAAUUUCGCAAGCGACUUCAUAAAAUCACUUAGAGAUAUUAGUCUCUAUGAAUAGUAAAUAAGAGAAUGAACGAAACACCACCAUGUUAAAUGUAUCUGUGUUCAAAAACGUCAUUUAGCUAAUUAGCGUAUGCAUUAUGUAGUAGCACCAUUAUCUAAGCUCAGGACCCCAGAGCCAUAGACCUAACAGUCUGCUUGUAGCACCUCGCUUAUUCAUGUUAACUAAAACAGGCCUGCACAGUCGUCAACAUUAGUGCUAACUGUAGACAUCGAAAUCAAAGUAAUUGUAAGGAAUUCAUAGGCACUAGCGGUAGUGUAAGUCUAUCUUGAAAUCAUGCUGAAACUAUCGACUAUAGAUAUUCUUCCGACUCUUCUAUUUUCUAAGACCAUUACCUACUAUAAUUUGUCGUAGAAUAGAACAUGUACUUUAAAAAAUAAGAAUAUCGAUUUUAUUAUUUAUAAGAAAAAAAAAAUAGUAUUUGAAACCUAUGAAAUACAGUAACGUAUUUAUAAAACAAUUUUAUUGUUGUUUUUGAAAGAACGAGAUUCUGUUAAUAGACUCAAUGAAUAUCGUAAAGAUUUACAAGACCAGUAUGAAGAAAAGUAUCCUUAUGAUAAUAAGUACAACAUAAUGAUUUAAUUUAAGAAGAUAAUUGCUCAAUUUUAAGAUCCGUACCUUCCUUAUUUCCGCUACUGGUUAUUUAGUGUGUUAUAGCAAAUCAUUUAUAGGACCCCCACAGACAUUACGUUACACCUGCCCACAUGUGCUUUACCUUAAUUCAAUUGAUGUUACGUGUAGGUAAACCUUAGUUAAAAUCGGUUAUAUUAUUGACAUAUGUUAAAGUUUUUAUGUUUAUGUACGUUUAUUACAUUAUAUAGUCACUGUAAAUAAAAUUAAUAUAAAUAUUAUAUAUUGAGGCACGCGUCCGAGCAAUGACGGUGCCGAACUUUCGGACAGGAAUUGAAACUAUUUAUUAAUUGAAUAUGAACAAUACACAAUAAACUACAAAAUUUUAAAAAAUAUUGUACAAAAAUAAAUAACGAAUAUAAAACAUUAAGAUUAAAAGCUUGUGUACUGAGAUGAGACAAAAAGAAGUUAUGAUAGUGAUCAUAGGACACAUAGGUAUUAUAUACUACCGCAUGAUGUAAAGUCACUAAUGAAAUGCGAGGCUAUAGUCGAAUGUUCAAAAGUUACUGAAAAUAUCUAACACCUUUAGAUCACGCAAAAUUAAUUAUCACACAUGUUUUAAUGAAAGGAAACAAUGGUGCUCGAAUGCACCUGUUCUACCUACCGAUAUAAU